GCCAGAGACUGAGGGAGCAUACUAGGUAACACGGACAAUAAAUUGAUAUUGAAACAUUUCAAGGAGCCCAUGUUUUGAAAAAAUAACUUGGCUAGUUUAGCGUUUAAUCGCAUACAUUCGUCUUUUCGCGUAAGUCAGUCAAGUGUCACACUAACAUCCAGUGGCUUUUGUGGAUGUUGUGGGGUUUUGACUAGACAAACAAAAUCUCACAGGCUUCAGGAUGUUUCUGUUCUCCAAAAAGAAGAAACCUGGUGAGGAUUCCAUAAAACGCCUGGAGUACCAGCUGUGCUUGGCCAAAGAAGCAGGUGCUGAUGAUAUUCUGGACAUUUCUGCCUGUGAACUUACAGAGGUUCCCUCCAGUGCCUUCUCCAUAUGUAAAGUACUCCAGAAGAAAGUCUUAAUUCUUCAUGGAAAUGGCCUGAGGUCACUUGUUCCUAAAGGUUGCUGCAUUGGUGCCUUAGUAACUUUAAAGGUGUUGGACCUGCAUGAAAAUAAGCUCACAUUACUUCCUGAUGACAUUGGGCAGCUUUUGUCCUUACAGGUGCUGAAUGUAGAGAAGAAUCGCAUAAAACAGCUGCCGGACUCUAUAGGGGAUCUACGGCAUCUACAGACACUUAAUGUGAAAGAGAACAGCCUUACUGUCAUUCCUGUGUCUGUGGGACGCAUGAGCAGCCUGCGUACACUGGACAUAAGUGAGAACAGCAUUAGAGAAUUACCUAAAGAACUGGCCAGUGUUCGCACUUUGGAAAGCCUGAUCCUAGACGCACAGGUUAUGAGCUAUCCACCUGCGUCAGUGUGCACCGCCAGCACAGAGGAAGUUCAGCGCUACCUCUGCUCAGAGAUGAGUCUGGAGUAUUGCCCUCCAUCUCAGUAUCUCCUGCCUGUGCUGGAGCAUGAUGGAGGGAAGCAGGAGGUGGACUGUGUUGAUGGUGAGGAGAAAGCCUGGCAGAGCAAAUUCAUGGACUAUGAGAAAAAAAAGGAGCAGAAACAGCUGGAAAAGUUGAUCUUUGAGAAAGAUUUUGAAGAGAAACAGAGAGAGCACACUCAGCUCUUCCUCCUCAACAACUCCCGCAAAGAGGAUGUCUUGCUGUCUGUCAAACUGGAGCAGCAACGGUUGGAGUUAGGUGUGUCUCAGCAGCAGAAGGCCCAGGAAACAGAGAGGCUGAAAAUACUGGAUAAAGUACGUCUGGCAGAGAGCAAUAUCAUGAGUCGCAUCUCUGACCUCCUGCUUGAUAACAAACGCCAGGCAAAGUGUGCAGAGUUUCUGCAAGCUCUGGAGGAAGACCGUAUACGAAUGGAACACCUUACUGCCAUCACACAGGACGAAGCCAACUCUCUUAGGAAGAAGGAAGUGGCAAGUGCCAUGCAGAGGAUGCUGUCUGAGAGCUACUCUUUAAGGUUACUGCAGGAGGCCAGGGAAGCCAAGACACAGAUUCUGGUGUCUGAGACCUGCAGGAGUUUGGACUAUAUGGAUAAGAAGUUUGACCAAGUGUUGUCCCUGCAGCAGCUAGACAAAAGCAAAGCCAUUAGUCAGAUCCUUCAAGAGGAGGAAAUGCAGAAGGCCGCCUUUGAAGCCCUCCAACUCCAGAAGGACAGUGUGCAUGCUUAUAUCCGUAAUCAGAUUAAACUCAUAGAGGCAGAGUUAAUGCAGCUGACAAAGCUGGAGGUUAAGAGGAGGAAUUUGGACACUGAGAACCUGCAGGAGGUGCUGGCUGACCAGAGGACUGCUCUGACUGACCUGCUGCAGCAGUUACUCAAACAAAAGGACCAAAGGGAGGAGGAGCUCAGGAUGGUUUUGGUGGAGAUGGACCAGAAAAGUGAAUCCAAUCAGCAGAACUACUGGAUGAUCCAAUAUCAGAGGCUCCUGGAUGCCAAACCUCUGUCUCUGCGGAUGCAGGAGGCAGCUGUGGAUGGGGAUCUGGGGAAUCUGCUGUGUAAACUCUCUGCUCAGCACUACCUGCCAGUCAUAGCUCACCACAGAAUCACUGCUGAGGCCUUGCGACACAUGACCACCAAAGACCUUAGGAAGUUGGGGAUUAAUGAGGUUGGCGUGCAGAAAGCUCUUCUCCACUGGGCCAGAGAACGCACUCUGUCUGACCCAUUUCCUAAAACUGCAAAAGAGAAGCAGGAAGCUGGUCCAUCCACUCCAAGUGCCCCACUUCAACAGCAGCUCACUCCUCCACUGACCCCCAACACCCCCCUCACCCCCACUGCCCCAAGUCCUGAUAGAUUUAGCAGUUCCGAGUGUGUGGUGUGCAUGGAACAUGAGUCACAGGUGAUCUUCCUGCCGUGUGGGCAUGUAUGUUGUUGUCAGACUUGCAGCAAUGCCCUGCAGUCCUGCCCUCUGUGCCGUGGCUCUAUAUCUCAGCGCGUCCGUCUUUACCACGGCUGAAGAUGGAGAGCGUCCUUCCGUGGUCAGCAUCAUACAUCAUGUGUCGUUGUUUUUCCUUCCUCCCAUUUGCUGCAUGAAAUCAUAGUAUGUGAACCUUCAAGCACUUUAGAACAUACUGGAUUUUUUCUUCCACUCCUACUUCAACUACUAGCCAAUCAAAAAGGAACUUAUACAGCAAGAUCCAAGCUUCCAAUGGGAAGUUUUAUUGUUCAUCAUAAUCUAGUCACUUUCCAAUAAAUUAAAAGCAAGAAAGUAUUUGUAACUCAAAUCUAAUAGGAUGAAUGUGGUGAGCUUUAGUAUCGCCCUUGAUGUACCUACUCUAAGCACUUGUGCCUCUUCUGUAUUUGAUGUCAACUCAGCCCCCCCCCUCCCCCACUACAUUUUAAAUAUCUGCAUGUUCUCUAUAGUAAAGCUAAAUCUUCAUUCACUCACCACAGUCCGCCCUAUGCCCUGCCCUCCAUGUUAUUCUAGCGUCAUCGUAGUACAGUAAGAUCAAAUUUAUCACCAUUCAGGGAUGUUCACACCAAAGGUGAUAACUGUAAUUAUAAAGUUUUAAUCAUCAUUCUAAUUUUAUGAGAAUUGGGUUAUCACUCCACAGCUAUAAUGAUAACAUCACAGAGGAACUAUAUAAUUAGAAUCAUUAUCACAACAAUUUUUUCCAACUGAUGAACAGCAAUCAGAAUCUGCCUUACUUGAACAUUUAAAGUGGAAGCUGACAUAACUUCAGCACACACUUAUAAUAAACAGAACGUGGCUGUCCGUAGGUGUGGUUGCUAAUACGGUUAUGAUUAUAGUUAGCCUUAUCCUUACUGUUCUCUGUGUGAAUGGGCCUUUACCCUGCAGUUCCAGUAGAGAGUAUUUUAAUACUUCAACCAAUUAUGUUAAAGUCAUUUUUAAUUUUCAUUUUUAGUGUAAGAUUUAAAAUUUCAGUUUAAAUGUGACUCUUUGAAUAAAUUAUAAUUUACAGAACAGAGCCUUAUAAAGACUUCAACAUUGAAAUAUUUUGAACUGACUUUGCAACACAGCAUAAUUGGAAAUUAUAGGUUGAAACCUUUCUGAAGGCACUGUACUUGCUGUAUAAUGCUCCAAACAUUCAUCCUAACAAAUGCACUGUCAGUCCUUUUACACUGUCGACUGUCCAGUUUCAGCAACUUCAAAUAUUGCACACACGCAAUAGUGUUUCCUAAAUCUGUGUACUUCUGUGAACCUCUCUUCGUCCAAGUGCUCUUAUAUGCAAGUCUGCUUCUCACUGAACAUGCACAGAAUGAAAAAAGAACUUAAUCUGUCUGUAAAUAAAACAAUAUUCAUUUAAUUUCUUAUUUCAAGAAAGGAGCUUUAAGUGUUUAUCAGCAUGAUAAAUCACAUCACAAACUUUUAAUCCGAGUGCUUUGUGUGAUAGUUAUGCUUUAUGGAUCAGACUGGACAAAUAGUAUUUUAUUUGCUGUGGAUCUGUAAUUUAAGAAAGAAAAAAAACUAUGAAAGCAUCACAAUGCUUAGUAGAAUGUGUAAAAGGAGUUACUGUAGUAUAAACUACCUUCUGAUGGCAGGUUAUUAUUAACUUAUAUACACACUGUAGUCCUGCUCUUGUUUUAUGUCAUAAGAACUGAUAAAGUUUCUGGUCAUUUUAUACAACACAAAUGACACUUUAUCUGUGAUGACAAAGUGAGAUUGAAUCUCUAUGUUACAUUCAUUUACAAUAUAUGUGCUGCCAUUUCAUGUUUUAAUUUGUCGUCUAUAUAUUCAAAAUAAAAUGUAAUUUGUUUUUAGGUUUUAUAAUUGUACCCAACCAACCACAUCCAUUGAAGUGCUGCCUAUUAAUUUUUAAGUGUUAUCACACCUGUCAGGCCUCUGCUAAAUAAACCUGCUAGACAA
Messenger RNA from Sinocyclocheilus anshuiensis, 4264 nucleotides. Its product is annotated as E3 ubiquitin-protein ligase LRSAM1. Gene Ontology annotation, molecular function: protein binding. Gene Ontology annotation, cellular component: cytoplasm. The transcript is spliced from 25 exons. Bases 221 to 2392 code for a protein of 723 amino acids. The record is from RefSeq and is a predicted model, not a curated record. NCBI's taxonomy places the organism in Eukaryota, Metazoa, Chordata, Actinopteri, Cypriniformes, Cyprinidae.